CUUUGUUUAAGAAACUAAAAUUUUUUUUAUUCCCUUUUUUACUAAAGUUAUUUUGUGAUCUUUGUCUCUUUUUUGUUAUUUAUUUCAGUAACUUCUUUUGGAUGAACCCUACUUUUGCACUACCUCAUGGACUCCCACGCUAUGCCGGAAAUUGAAUUCUUACAACUGACGGCGGACGACAACGAUUAUAUUGAGACAAACGACGAUUGGGUGAACGAUGGCGAUUGUUGCAAUUGGUUAGAUGAUUCUGAAUGUCAAGAGAAUCUCACUCAUAUUUGGGCUUUAUCUCCCGAGGAGACCAUUAUUGACGCGGAGAAUCAUAUCCACACCACCGAGAUCAAAAUGUUUUGUGAAGAAUUGGGCGUGUUUACCGAAGAACCCGAACCGAUUGAUCCCACUCGCGACUACGAGGCGGAAGCGGCUCUUUUGAUUGAAGAACGCAACAAGACUCGACAGAAACAUAUCAAUCUUUCCCCUACUCCUUCGCUGCUCAUGUCUUCCGGUCUUUCAUCAACUGCUUCCUCAUUUCAUCAUUUUGACGAAGACACGCCUCUCGACCACGGAGUCCCAUAUCUUCCGGCUUAUCAUCAGCCCAAGUAUUAUACUCAUCAACAUCAAACUUUCAACUACACGUGUCACCAUCCCUCCACCGUUCCCGCUGAUCAGUCAUCCUAGUGCAUUAUAUAUACU
Messenger RNA from Radiomyces spectabilis, 690 nucleotides. RefSeq lists its product as uncharacterized. NCBI's taxonomy places the organism in Eukaryota, Fungi, Mucoromycota, Mucoromycetes, Mucorales, Radiomycetaceae. The record is from RefSeq and is a predicted model, not a curated record. The coding region runs from base 127 to 675 and encodes 182 amino acids. The transcript has a single exon.